Messenger RNA from Caenorhabditis elegans, 1079 nucleotides. RefSeq names its product Peptidase S1 domain-containing protein (gene try-15). The transcript has 8 exons. NCBI's taxonomy places the organism in Eukaryota, Metazoa, Nematoda, Chromadorea, Rhabditida, Rhabditidae. The record is from RefSeq and is marked reviewed. Gene Ontology annotation, biological process: proteolysis. Bases 13 to 1053 code for a protein of 346 amino acids. Gene Ontology annotation, molecular function: peptidase activity; hydrolase activity; serine-type endopeptidase activity.
UUUCUAAAUUCAAUGAUAUUAAAAUUGCUUCUAUUCCAUCUAUUAUUCUUAUUAUUAUCAGUGAGCAGCGCUCAAAAGUUGAGCAAAGAAGAAAAUUCGAAACGGAAAAUUACAUGUGGCCAGGGUCUAAAAUUAAAAUCUGGAUAUGGACGAAAAGUUCUAAAUGGACUGAGAACAAAAAUAGAAGAUGCUCCAUGGAAUGUAGCAAUAGAAAUAGAAACAAAAGAUGUUGGAUUAUGUACAGGAACUCUUAUUUCGACACGCCACGUCAUCACCGCCCGUCAUUGUUUUGCACAUUUGAUGGAUUACGGAUAUGUAUCGAUUGGUAAAAAUCAAUUGAUUCAUGGAUGUGAAAAUGACAAUGAUGAAGACCUUGUCCUACAUGGAAACUUGACCAAUUCGUUCAGAAUUUACACGGGAACUGGCUGUGGAUAUCGAAAAUAUUGCAAAGGGAUGAAUUCCACGUCUGUUGGAAUUAAAAAAAUAAUUCUUCCAAAAGUCUGCGAUGACAAACAACUGGAUUUCGAUGAUUUUGCAAUUGUGGAGUUGUCAGAAUCGUUGAAGAUGUCUAGAAAAGAUCGAUUUAUCUGUGUAAACCACGAGGACAGUAAUCUCUUUAACGAGAACAAUCGGAUGCAACUUUUCGGUUUUGGAAUCGACCCAUCGGCUGGAAAUCAAUCGGCAGGUCCAUUGAGAUCUGAAACUGUUAAAGCUGAAAAAUGCUUUACAACGACUGGAAAAGCAUUUUGCACAAAAUCAAUUUCCAAGAAUCAAUUGGCAUGCACAGGAGACAGUGGUGGUGGAGUUGUUCAAUUGAUUAAUGACCGGGUUACUGUAGUUGGAGUUAUUUAUGAAGGUGUUACAUGUGAGGCAUCAACUACCGAUGAGCAGGACUAUGUGGCAAACGUGGCGUAUUAUUCCGACGAUAUUUGUAGAUAUGCUGGAAUUUGUGACAAGUACCCGGAUUCCAAAGCCAUCGAAAAAGCUAGAAGUCACAGUUCAAUAAACAUUUAUAUUAUAUCGAACCUUUUAUUGCUUGCUCAAAUGCUUUAAAUAAAUGAAAUAAUUCAUCUGGAAAU